Molecule: messenger RNA, 3675 nt
Organism: Naumovozyma dairenensis CBS 421
Lineage: Eukaryota; Fungi; Ascomycota; Saccharomycetes; Saccharomycetales; Saccharomycetaceae
Gene: VAC7
Product: Vac7p
Exons: 1
Coding region: 1-3675 (1224 amino acids)
Biological process (GO): positive regulation of phosphatidylinositol biosynthetic process; vacuole inheritance; protein localization to vacuolar membrane
Cellular component (GO): PAS complex; fungal-type vacuole membrane
Source: RefSeq, a predicted model, not a curated record
AUGAAUGCAGACGAUUUAAAAUUUACUGUUGAAACAGAAACAGUAGAAACUCCAGCUUUGGAUCUUCCGAUUCCCCUCAAUAAUAAUCCGUCGACUCUUCUUCUAUCCAACAAAAAUGAGCAACAACAACAGCAGCAGCAGCAACAGCAGCAACCGCAGCAGUCAGUGCAUCGGGAACUUUCUCAUACCGAAAUAUUGAAUAAUAGCCAUAAAAAUAACUCGAGUCCAUCAUCUAAGGUCAGGCCGGAAAUUGUGUCUAGUACUCAACAAAUGCAGCGACCAUCACCUCUAAGUAACAUUAUUAUAGAUGGUUCUACUCAUGAUAAUAUAGACUCCUUAAUGAGAUCAUCGUCGACCAUUGGGCGUAGUAGUGAACGGGUCCAUGUAGAUAAUGACACUAACAUCAAUAACAAGAGCCUCAAAAACAGGGAAUUUACAGAUGAAAUUCGUGAACCAAAUCAUUUAAUUGAUAAUAAUCCGUUAUCAUCUCAUCUAAGUCAUCAGCCCCUAAAAAACAAGAAAAGCUCAUUGCUAGUUGGAUCGUCUUACGGUCUUCCCAGUAUGACAACAGAUAUCUCCAGGAUCGACUCGACUAAAGGAACGUUGGGAAAUAAUGCCAAACCCAGAGCCCCAAUGGCUGAAAUUCACAAUUCUGGUAAUGACAGAAAUACUAAUAAUGCAAUUCGUGAAAACCAUACUUCAUUAUCCAAUGCUAAUCUGAUAUCGAGAUCAGAGUCUGUGACGUCAAUGUCACAACCGAACAAACUUACGGCAAGUCUUUUACCUGAGAAAUCAUCUAUCCAUAGUGGUCCCAAUUCCAAUGCCAUGGGCACCAAAAUUGUUAGCAGCGCCAAAAUUAUUGAUAGGCCAUCAUUACCGUUAAGGAAUUCGAGAGAGUUACUAUUAUCUGCUACUGUUAAAGCAGAUGGUUCAGACCAUUCUUCCCUAGCAAUUGACAAUGGUGUUCGUCAUGAAGCAUCAAUUACUGCCGGAUCAGAAAUAAAACUCAAAAAGGAUACUGAUAACUUAGGUAGUGUUUCAAUAAGAAAAACUGUUUCACAAGAUAAGGGAAUUGAACCAAAUGAAAUAAUAGAAACACAACAACACGAUGUAUCACAAAAACCAACUAAGACCGACUUCUUUGCCGCAAAAUUGGCAUCUGCAGUUGGAGAUAACGAGGUAAGCGAUUCAGAAGAAACCUUCGUUUAUGAAUCAGCAGCAAAUUCCACGAAGAAUGCAAUUUUCCCCAAUAGCAACGGUGAACUUCUAGCACAUCAACAACAACAACAAGUUUCGGAAAAUAGAUCACAUGGUAUAACUCCAAAGAUGAGUGUUCCGAUAUUGAAUAAUAAUAAAAAAUUACUCAGUAGGUUGAAAAAUACAAGGCACAUAAGUACAGGUGGGAUACCGACAACUUCACUGGCUGCAUUGGCUCCUCUUAAUGCUCAAAAUGUUGAAUACGAUCAUAGUGGGAUAGUUCAAGCACAACCUCAUUCUGUACUACAAAAUCCACUUAAAGCAGGUGCAAACAGUAACAAUCAAGAUGACUUGGAAAGUUUUACUUCUUAUGAAAGACAACAACAACAGACCAACAGAACAAAAAUUGAUCGGCAAUCUAUUAAUUCAUAUAAUCUAGAACAACAACAGUUGCUGGAGAGGUCACCUAAUAGAAGGUUGAAUGGCUCCGUGUCGACAACUGAUGGUCUUGUAAUGCCAUCAUCUUCAUUUCUACCUCAAGCAACAGGUAUGAUCUCUUCACCUUCAAUCCCGAGGAGGAAUAUGAAUGGCAACACUAACAACAAUUAUAGCAUGAAUAACAUUAAUAAUAGCGAUAACACUAAUACAACUAAUAAUAAUAAUAAUAAUAAUAAUAAUAAUAAUAUUCAAAGCAAAACUUAUGGGACGUCCAUGAAUGCAACGUUAUCUAAUCCAACCCAAAGAAAAAGUUCAAUUACAAGACAUACAGCUAAUUUACCUAAGCAACAAGAAGGAAUAAGUGCCUCUGGUAGUAAAAGGAAAUUAAGAACUACCGUUUCGAAGAUUUUUGAUGCAGAUGGAGCUCCUCCGUUGAGACGAUAUUCUGGUGUUCCAGAUAACGUUAAUUUAGAAGAUUACAUCGAACAAUCAGAUGAGUACCAUAUACCUAAUAGUAUCAAGAUGAACAGUUACAUCGCUCCAAAAGGUACACAGAUAGGACAAGAUGAAUAUAGAAGAAGUAGCACUCAUACAUAUACGUCCGACUAUGAUUAUAAUAAUAACAUUAAGCCUUCCAAUAACAUGAAUGCUAAUUCUAAUGGGAAUGGUAAUUUCUUUAACGAGCCUGGUGCUAUCAAAGAGGAGAAUGAAGAAGACUUAUCUAUUAAUAGUAAUAAGAAGGAAAGUAUGAACUUCAAUCAUCCUAACAACAACUCUAAUUUAGAGCAAAUGCUUGACGAUGAUGAUGAAAUGGUACCUGAUGAUGAUCGGUCAAUGUUUUAUUACAGCCAUAGAGAUGACUUGGAAGCCCGUCCGCAUAUUGCAGACUAUCGGAAUGAUUUUGUUGAUGAUGAAGAAGACGUAGGUGAAGACCAUGAUCCCUUAUCCCAUAACAAUCAUGUCAAUAAUCAAAACCAUCCAUUGUAUUAUGAUAAUGGUUAUACUACGGAGAUCAACAAUGGCAGAAGAUCUUUUAAACAUACUUCUUAUUAUGACCCCACGUUGUCUCCUACGUUUUUCCAACAUCAACAGCUACCGCAACAGCAUAAUCUGACAUUAACGGGUGCUCAAUCACAACAUAAUGCUGGAUUUCUUGCAACCCAUCCGCAACAACAACAACAACAGCUGCAACCAAAUAUUAAUGAGAAUACACCAUUACGGCCUAAAAAUAGGCCGGCGAGGAAUGGCUUUAGUUAUUCGCCACAUAAUUUUAAUACAAAGAAAUCGUCGUGGUCCAAAAUUAAGAAUUGUGUUUAUUUCACAUUUGUGGUGAUUUCAUUACUAACUGUUGGAUUUAUACUUGGAUUCUUAUUAGCUACAAACAAAGAAUUACAAGGUAUUGAUAUAGUGGUAAUGGAUAAUAUCAUUAGUAGUUCAGAUGAAUUAGUAUUUGAUGUUACUGUAAGUGCAUUUAAUCCUGGAUUUUUUUCAAUUACCAUUAGAGAUAUUGAUAUAGAUGUCUUUGCAAGAAGUUCAUUCAUCAAUAAAGAAUAUUACGUUGAUGGUAAAUCUAGUGGGAAUAAUAAUAAAAAUAUGGAGACAACUAUCUUAUUGGGGACAAUUUAUUCAUUAGAGACACCAUUACAAUUCCAAGGUGGAUUUUUCAAUAGGAACUAUGAUGUUUCGAGGUCAAGUAUUAAGAUAUUGCAUCCUGGUUCUAAUGACGCAAAACAUAACGGUGGCAGUGGCGGGAAUGAUGAAGACGAUAAUGAUGAUAGGGACAAACAAGGUGCUAAGCAAGAGAAAGGGCUCAGUAUAUCGAGGAAUGGAUGGUUCGCAGGAGGUGAUGAUAACGAUGAUGAUCAUGAUGACCAUGAUGAUUCUAAGAAGUGGAAGACAUUGAUACAACAUGAUUAUGAGUUAAUUAUACGUGGUAAUAUGAAAUAUAGGAUUCCGUUCUUUAAUAACGAGAAAUCAGUUGCCGUGCAAAAGAGUGAAGAAGUCCCCUUAAAGACGAAGAGGAUGGGAAUGCAAACGUAA